Molecule: messenger RNA, 3222 nt
Organism: Micromonas pusilla CCMP1545
Lineage: Eukaryota; Viridiplantae; Chlorophyta; Mamiellophyceae; Mamiellales; Mamiellaceae
Gene: SFI1
Product: spindle assembly associated Sfi1
Exons: 1
Coding region: 1-3222 (1073 amino acids)
Source: RefSeq, a predicted model, not a curated record
AUGUCGUCGACGCGACGCCCCGCGCGCGCGUUCGACCGCGGCCGCGCCGGGAGCGCGUCGGUGUGGCACACGCCGUCGAACCUGAGCCGGUACGCGGACCGCGCGCGCGUUCCGAUACGCGAGUGCCUCGCCGACGUCCUCGCCGAGAACCGCAGCGAUCUCCCGGACGUCGACUUCGACGACUACGAAGCCGUGUACGACGCGCUGUUGCAGUCCGAGAAGAUCGUCCGCGGCAGGACCUCGUUCGCGGUCGAGGUCGACGACGCGACGACGCUGCGGUACUCCACCGCGCGUCCGGACGCGCCCGAGGUGGCGUCGACGAGCGGCGGCGCGAGGGGCGACCGCGGCAAGCCGUUUGGGAAUCCGUUGUUCCGAGCCGAGGGGGAUCUCUUCGAGAACGUCGCGCCGGGCGGCGGCGGCGGCGGAUGGCCCCCCCGCGCGGUUGCGGUCGCGGCGCGCGCGAGCCCGUGGUCGUCCUCGAUCGAGAUCGGCGGCGCGAGCGCGUCUCGCGGAGGAGCGCGAACGACGCUCUCGAGGCGCUCGAGACCGCCGCCGCGGGACGACGCGGAGGAGGAUCUCGUUAGACAGAUGCGCGCGGUGCUCACCGAGGCGAAAGCCGCGCUCGCGCUCGAACGCGGCGGGGAUCGAAUCGGCGGCGGCGGCGCGUACCCACACUCGGACGACGACGACUGGUCGCGCGGUCGACCCGCGCGAUUGGGCCCGAGGUUCAACGCGGUCUCCAGGGACGCGAAGCGGAAGACGAAGCGUCGCGAGGCGAACGGUUGGAAGCUCGCGCGGCCGGCGUUCGUUCGAUGGCGCGAGCUCGCGACGUCGGAGCACGACGCCGCCGACGCCGUCGCGCACGCGCGCGCGACGACGCGGAGGAAGGUCUUGGAAGGGUGGUCGGGCGUCGCGAAGGCGGCGUCGAUGGAGAUGCGUAAGCGCGCGCUCGUGGUGUUUACGAAAACGUCCAUGGCGCGAGCGUUUCGGAGAUGGGUCGAGCGCGUCGACGAGGUCGUCGAGAUGCGCGACGUCCUCGAGCGCGCCGUGGGGUGGUUCACGAAACGCGAGCUCACCGCGGCGUUCAACCGCUGGCUCGAGUGGCGCGAGGAGAUCGUGGAGAUGCGCGAGAUCGCGGACCGCGCGAUGAAGUUCCUCGUGCAUCGCGCGAUCGUCUCCGCGUUUAACCGCUGGAUCGAGUGGCACGAGGAGACGAGAGAGUUGCGCGAGAUUGCGAAUCGCGCGAUGACGUUCUUCGUCAAUCGCGCCGUCGUGGCCGCGUUCAACGCGUGGGCGGAUAACGCGCGCGAGCUCAGAAACGCGCGCGUCGCGAUCAAGUGGUGGGCCGAACGCGCGCUCGUGAAGAGCUGGCUGACGUGGAUGGACCAUCACAUCGAGUACACGCGCGCGGCGUACGUGUUGAAAGCGCGCGUGUGGGGGGAAUGGUGCGAACUCGCGGACGAGCGCCGCGAGCGGUUGAAAAUCAUGCGGCGCGUCGCGGAUCGACUCAACGGCGGCAAAAUCGCGGCCGCGUUCGGGACCUGGCGCGAGCGCGUCGACGACGCGCGCGCGGCGAAGCGCGCGCUGGUGCAGUGGCAGCGGUCGUCCAUGCGCGCGGCGUUUUAUCGAUGGAAGGAGGACUUCAUGCUCGAGGCGAUUCGGAGGCGCGGCGUCUUGGAGAGGGCGGCGAGGAAUUUCAUGAAGGCGGAGUUGGCCGCGGCGUGGCGUCGGUGGCUCGAACACGUGGACGAGCGCGCGGCGGAGAAGGAGCGCCAGCUGGCACUCGUGUCGCGCGUCUUGGCGCGCGUGCGCACCGGGAAGAUGGGCGCCGCGUUUGACACGUGGCAGCGAUACGUCCUCCGCGUCGCCGCCGCGGAGAGAGCGCUGACGCGUUGGUUCGAGCGGAGCGCGCGAGGGGCGUUGUACACGUGGCGCGAUCACGUCGCGCACAGACGCGCGAUCGCGCGCGCGAUUCGGCACUGGCGCGAGUGGACGCUCGCGACCGUGUACCGCGCGUGGCUAAAGUUCGCGAUCGACGCGUACGCGAUCCGCGCGGAGAACGAGCGCGUCGCCGCCGCCGCGGAAGAGGAAGCCGCGCGCGUCGCGGAGGAAGCCGCCGCCGCCGAGCUCGAGACGCGUCUCGAGCGCGAGCGUCUCGAGCGAGAGGCUUCGCGGGAGGCACUGCUGCGGCGCCUCGAAGACGAGAAGAUCGCCGCGGAGUACGCGCGCGAGGAGGCGCGACGCGCGAGAGAGGAGGAGAUUCGAAAGCGCGAAGACGACGCGCGUCUGCGCGCGAUCGAACGCGCGGAGGCGGAGGCGCGACGCGAAGAAGCGCGGAAAUCGCGCGAGGAGGCGCGCGCCGCAGACGCCGCGGCGAAGGAGAAGGCGAGGCUCGAGCGCGAGGCGACGCGAGCCGCCGAGCGCGCGGCGCGAGAAGAAGCGGAGGACGCGGCGAGAUUGGCGCGCGCGCGCGAGCACCGAGCGUGGCGCCGCGGCGUCGACGCGUGCCGCGCGUGGCGCGAGCGCGCCGUCUUCGCCGCGCGCGAGCGCGUCGCCGUCGCCGCGGCCGCGUCGCUCGACGCGCGGCGCACGCGGAGGAAGUUCAUCGACGCGUGGCUGCGCGUCACGCUCGCGGCGUACGUCGGGCGGGAGGGCGUCGCGCGGCGCGCGCUCGAGAGGUGGCGGCGAUCCGUCGACGCGAUUCUCGAGACGACGACGCUCCACGCGGUUGCGAUCAAGCAUCACCGCCGCGUCGCGCUUCGCGAGCGCUUCGACGCGUGGGCGCGCGCGUGGACCAACGCGGAGAUCGAUCGCGAGACGUGCGCGCUCGCGGCGGCGCACCUGCGCGAACGCCGGCUGAAGCGGGCGUUCUCGUCGUGGACGCAUCGCUGGGCGCGAAAGGUGCUGCAGCGCGCGUUUAUCGAUCAUCGCUAUCGAAAGAUCGCCGCCAAGGUGUGGAGCUCGUGGCAGUUCAUCGCGAUCGAGGCGAAAGUCGCGCGCGUGAGUGAGCUGCGCGCGGCGCGAGCGGAGGCCGCGACCGCGCCGAGGAGCGUGUACGACCCGUCGCCGAGGAAGAAGAAGAAGACGCUCGUCGGCGACGGGCCGUUCGGGUACCGCUCGCGGAAGCCCCUCUCCGACGGGGGGAAGCCGCCGGUGUUUCCGAACAUCAAUCCGGUGUGGAAGCCGCCGUACGUCAAGAAGCUGCCCCCGAACUCGCCGUAG